AUGGAUAAUGUCGCUCUGAUGGAUAAUGUCGCUCUGAUGGAUAAUGUCGCUCUGAUGGAUAAUGUCGCUCUGAUGGAUAAUGUCGCUCUGAUGGAUAAUGUCGCUCUGAUGGAUAAUGUCGCUCUGAUGGAUAAUGUCGCUCUGAUGGAUAAUGUCGCUCUGAUGGAUAAUGUCGCUCUGAUGGAUAAUGUCGCUCUGAUGGAUAAUCGCUCUGAUGAUAAUGUCGCUCUGAUGGAUAAUGUCGCUCUGAUGGAUAAUGUCGCUCUGAUGGAUAAUGUCGCUCUGAUGGAUAAUGUCGCUCUGAUGGAUAAUGUCGCUCUGAUGGAUAAUGUGGAUAAUCUGAUGGAUAAUGUCGCUCUGAUGGAUAAUGUCGCUCUGAUGGAUAAUGUCGCUCUGAUGGAUAAUGUCGCUCUGAUGGAUAAUGUCGCUCUGAUGGAUAAUGUCGCUCUGAUGGAUAAUGUCGCUCUGAUGGAUAAUGUCGCUCUGAUGGAUAAUGUCGCUCUGAUGGAUAAUGUCGCUCUGAUGGAUAAUGUCGCUCUGAUGGAUAAUGUCGCUCUGAUGGAUAAUGUCGCUCUGAUGGAUAAUGUCGCUCUGAUGGAUAAUGUCGCUCUGAUGGAUAAUGUCGCUCUGAUGGAUAAUGUCGCUCUGAUGGAUAAUGUCGCUCUGAUGGAUAAUGUCGCUCUGAUGGAUAAUGUCGCUCUGAUGGAUAAUGUCGCUCUGAUGGAUAAUGUCGCUCUGAUGGAUAAUGUCGCUCUGAUGGACAAUGCUCUGCUCUGCUCUGAUAAUGUCGCUCUGAUGGAUAAUGUCGCUCUGAUGGAUAAUGUCGCUCUGGAUAAUGUCGCUCUGAUGGAUAAUGUCGCUCUGAUGGAUAAUGUCGCUCUGAUGGAUAAUGUCGCUCUGAUGGAUAAUGUCGCUCUGAUGGAUAAUGUCGCUCUGAUGGAUAAUGUCGCUCUGAUGGAUAAUGUCGCUCUGAUGGAUAAUGUCGCUCUGAUGGAUAAUGUCGCUCUGAUGGAUAAUGUCGCUCUGAUGGAUAAUGUCGCUCUGAUGGAUAAUGUCGCUCUGAUGAUAAUGUCGCUCUGA
This is a messenger RNA of Candidula unifasciata, 1080 nucleotides long. NCBI's taxonomy places the organism in Eukaryota, Metazoa, Mollusca, Gastropoda, Stylommatophora, Geomitridae. The record is from the annotation of a GenBank genome assembly.